Molecule: messenger RNA, 3408 nt
Organism: Adineta steineri
Lineage: Eukaryota; Metazoa; Rotifera; Eurotatoria; Adinetida; Adinetidae
Source: the annotation of a GenBank genome assembly
AUGAAUGGUGAACAAAAUAAAGAAGAAGAUUUGGAUGAAAAUAAUCUUGGUAAUCUUCGUUCAUCUUCAAAUAGUACAACAUCAAGUGUAUCUUGUCGAUCAUCGUCUAUUUGCACAACAAGUGUUCUACGAAAACAGCAACAAAUAAAUCGACGUCGAGCAUUUUUUCAAGAUGAUGUUAUUGUCACACCUAAUAACAAUAAUACUAAUCAUUUAUCAACAAACGAUGAUAAUCAACAAAUAUUAACGACAAAUAAUGAUAAUGAUGAAAUAACAAAUGAAGAAAAUUCAACAGGACUUACAAAUAAUAAUGAAGAAAAUCAAACAAAUAAACCAUUUAAAAGAAAAGUUGUUUCAUUUAGUACGAUGCCAUUUGAGAAGAAAGUCGCUGAUGUUUGUGAUUGUCUUCGUUAUAUGCAAGAAGGAAGUGAUUUUCUUAAAGUUCGUUCAUAUGCACGUCAAUUUCGUCGUUUAUAUAAACUUAAUGAUACAUUAACAGCAAUUAGUUGGUAUCCAACAUCUAAAAAACCAUCAAAAGCUACUAUUACAAUUGAUUCGAUCAAAGAAAUACGAUUAGGAAAAACAACUGAACGUCUUCGUGAAUAUACACAUCAAUUUCAAAAUGAAUCACUUUUUUCGAUUAUUUAUACUAAUGGAAGUAAUCAAUAUGUUUCAUUAGAUCUUGUAGCAAGUAGUGCUGAUGAAGCAAAUAUAUGGGUAACUGGUUUAUCAUGUCUUAUUUCUGGUCAAGGAACUGCACCAUCAACAGCAGAUUUUGAAGAUCGUCAACAAAUGCGUGAUCGAUGGUUACGUGAUGCAUUUGCAGUCGGUCUACCGACAUUAACAAAUGAACCUGAGCAAAUAAAUCCAGAUGAAAAUCGACCAGUUACAAAUACAAAUACAAAUUCAAUUGAUGAAGAAGAAGCUGUGAGAUUAUUAAUUGAUUAUGGUAUUUCAGAAGAUAAAGCUAAAGUUCGAUUACAAGAAAUCCAAGCGAAUAAACCAGAAGAUGCACGAGGAUAUUUUACAACUAAUGAACUUAUUAAUGUAUUCAAAGAACUUUCAACUCGACCUGAAAUCUAUCAUCUACUUGUCAGAUAUUCUCGUAAUCAAGAUUUUUUAUCAACUGAAGAUCUAACAUUAUUUCUCGAAGCUGAACAAGGCAUGUCAAAAAUAACCAGUGAAAAAUGUACAGAAAUCAUUCAAGAAUUUGAACCAUCAACAGAAGCUAAGCUUUUAGGACAUUUAGGCAUUGAUGGUUUUACUAAUUAUCUUCUAUCACCUGAAUGUGAUAUAUUUAAUCCAAAUAAUCGAAGUGUAUGUCAAGAAAUGGAUCAUCCACUUAAUCAUUAUUUUAUUGCGUCAUCACAUAAUACAUUUCUUUUGGCUGAUCAAUUAAAAGGUCCAUCAAGUGUUGAUGGAUUUAUUCACGCAUUAAUGCGUGGAUGCCGUUGUUUAGAACUACAUUGUUUUGAUGGAGUUGAUGGUCAACCAUUAAUUCAUAACGGAACAUUAACAUCUCGUAUUCCUUUAAAUGAAGCGCUUGAAGCGAUUAAUAAUUAUGCUUUUGAAACAUCAAGUUAUCCACUAAUAUUAUGUAUUGAGUUACAAUGUAGUGUUAGUCAACAAGAACGUGUCGCUCAAUUAUUUAUUGACAUAUUCGGUGACAAAAUCUUUCUUGAUCAUUUAACAACUGAUAUAAAUACGCUAUCAAAUGAAUAUCGUCCUCUUCCAACACCAAAUGAUUUACGUGGAAAGAUUAUUAUUAAGAGUAAAAAAUUACCUCCAUCAUUUUCAAAUGAAAUCAAUAAAGAAUAUGGAGAGAUAACAGAUGAUGAAGAUUGUUAUGAAGAUAACAGAAGACGAUCGAAAAAAGAUAUGAGUAGUAAAAGACAUCGACGAUUAGCUCUUGCUUUCUCCGAUCUUGUUACUCUACUUCGUUCGGCACCAUUUGAAGAUUUCGAAACAUCAUUUAAUGAACAACAAUCCGGACAAGUUUGUGCAUUUAGUGAAAAUGCUGGUUUACGUUUAGCAACAAGUGAUGCUGAAGAAUUUGUUAAUUAUAAUAAACGUUUUCUUUCACGUAUAUCUCCUGGUACAUGGCGUGUUGAUUCAUCAAAUUUAAAUCCACAAGAUUUCUGGAAUGUUGGCUGUCAAAUGGUUUCAAUGAAUUAUCAAACAGCUGGCAAAUUUAUGGAUGUUUAUUUUGGUCGAUUUUUAAGUAAUGGCGGAUGUGGUUAUGUACUUAAACCAACAUAUUUACGUUACGAUAAUGCAGCUGCUGCUGCAGCAGCUUCGUCAUCAAUUGUUAGUGGAAGACUUUCAACAAAUCUUUAUUCAUCAAAUACACCACAAAUACUUCAUAUUAAAGUAAUUAGUGCUUUACAUCUUCCAAAACCUGAACAAGCAGAAUUAAAAACAAAUUCUGUUGAUCCAUAUGUUGUUGUACAGAUAUUUGGUGUACCAAGAGAUUGUGAUGAAGUACGAACAAAAACCGUGUAUCAUAAUUGGGAAAGUCCACAAUUUAAUGAAGCAUUUGAAUUCGAAAUAGCUUUUCCUGAAUUAGCACUUGUUAGAUUUGUUGUACUUGAUGAUGAAUCACUUGAUUAUGAUUUUAUCGGACAAUAUACAUUACCAUUUGAUUGUAUUCAACCAGGUUAUAGACAUAUUCAUCUUUAUACUAUUGGUGGUGAUCUCAUUGCCAAUGCCUAUCUCUUUGUGCACAUUGUUAUCAACAGCAAAUCAUUAGCUGUUAAACCUCGUCGAUCAUUAUCCCGUUAUCGUCGUUCCUUAUUACGUCGUAAAUUACGUGUUGCCGCAUUUCGACCCGUAAAUCAUCGACAAAUCGAUGAUCUAUUCAAAUCUGUUGUUCAACCAUUGGAGACAGCAUUUGAAUAUCGACAUGCUGUUGAACAAAGUCUUUGCGAAUUAAAUGAAAUGUGUGGUUUACCUGACAUAUCAAAUGUUAAACAAUGUGUAAGAAAAAUUGCUGGUCGAUUACAAAAAGCCAAUCUUGUUGGUGCUGUUACUAUUCGAAAUCAAUCCGAUAUACCAAUUUUCGAAUAUUCUACAACACUACCUGAAUUAUCUCGUCAAAGUGUUGUUGCUUUAGAAGAAGUUAUUAAUCGAUGUCGAGCAUUAGUUGAUAAUGGUAGUGUGAUACACAAAAAAUUAUUUGGUGUACAAGCUGAAGUAUGCGAAUUAAGUAAAGACAUUCCAAAAUUACUUGAAGCAAAUGGUUUACGUGGAAAAAAAUUUACGAAAGCAAUUGAUAAUUUUUCAUAUAAUCUUGCUUUAUUACAUGGUCAAACAGAUUUAUUAAAUAAAGCUAAACAAGAUGCGAAUGUUACUAUUCGACAAAUUCUUGAGGCAGCUGAAACAACACAUUUACUUGUACAAUCCGAAUAG